AUGGAGAUGGCCGAGAGAGUACUGCUGGAGACCCUGGCCAUGCUGGGAGAAAGGGAGCUGCAGAGAUUCAAGGACAAACUGAGUGAAAUCCAGCCGAAGGAGGGAUACCAACAUCUCCUCUCUGGGAGCCUAAGAAACGCGGAUCCUCCAGCCCUCACGGACCUGCUCCUCCUUUUCUAUGGGACGGACUAUGGGGCAGAGGUGGCUGCGGAGGCGCUGAGAGCCAUUGGCCAGGGAGCCCUAGCAGAGAGAAUUGAGAGACUCAUUGAGGCACUGAGACGUGAGAAACAUUAUUUCGAGUGGCAGCAAAAGCAGCUGAAGCAGCUUCGCUACGUGAGAAUACCUCUCCUGCCUAGGAAAAACACACUGAACGAUGAGCAAUACCAGACGAUCAGAGCUGAGAAAACCAGCCAGGAGAAGAUGCGGAAGCUGUACGAGCUGGUGCCGGGCUGGAACAAAUGGCAGAAGGACCGGCUCUACCAGGCACUGAAGAGAACAAACAGAGACCUGGUUGAAGAGCUGAAGGGGGGACACUUUGUUGACUGGCACCGGGAGCAGCUGAUCCAGCGAGUCUCAGAAGUGGACGGAGUCCUGAAGCUACUUCGUGGGCACACGCUAACCCCUGAGCAAUACCAGAGCAUCAGCACCGGGAGAUCCAACGUGGAGAAAAUGCAGAAGCUGUACGAGCUGGUGCCGAGCUGGGGGAGGGAGCACAAGGACUGGCUCUACCGGGUACUGUGGAUAACAAACAGAGCCCUUGUUGAUGAGUUUGCAGGUGUGGGUACCCGAGUGCAGAAGCCGUCCACCAGCCCCAGCCCUGGAGCUAAACAGGAACAUUUUGUGGAGCGGCAUCGGGAGCAGCUGAUUCAACACGCCUCUUCAGUUGACACAAUCCUGGGUGUGCUGAGGUGGAGCCAUUACCCGUUGGACGCGAUGCCGCCGUCCGUGGGGCUGGAGACAACAAACAAAAGCCUCCCUGAAGAGCCAGAGGCAUCGAAGCGACGUACUGGCAGGGGUGGACUCCUCCGGAAUUGGCUGUACAUACUGAACGAUGAGCAAUACCAGACGAUCAGAGCUGAGAAAACCAGCCAGGAGAAGAUGCGGAAACUGUACGAGCUGGUGCCGGGCUGGGACAAACUGCAGAAGUACCGGCUCUACCAGGCGCUGAUGGAAACAAACGGAGACCUGGUUGAAGAGCUGGAGGGCGUGGAUACCCGAGCGCAGAAGCCGUCCACCAGCACCAGCCCUGGAGCUAAACGGGAACAUUUUGUGGAGCGGCAUCGGGAGCAGCUGAUUCAACGCGCCUCUUCAGUUGACAGAAUCCUGGGUGUGCUGAGGCGGAGCCAUUACCCGUUGGACGCGAUGCCGCCGUCCGUGGGGCUGAAGAGAACAAACAAACGCCUCCCUGAAGAGCCAGAGGGACAUUCAGGUCACAUGGACUUUCCUCAUGAUGAAAUUGACUUUGAAGAACUGAUAUCAGCAUCAGGAUUCACCAGUGAAGAGACUGAAUCCCACUCUAGUUCUGAUGCAGAGAUAAAGGCGGCAAGAAGGGCAUGUUGGGGGACAGACAGGGAGCUGAGUGUAGACAGCCGAGACGACCCUACCACGGCAGGGACCAGUUGCCUUCCUCCAGUGCAACACGACUCCAUGAGGAACCAGGGCCCCGUGUCUUACGCCUCCAAGGCUCACACUGUGUUCCCGGGUGAGGGCAGCCAAGUCACUGGACAAGCCCAUCACAGUCUUGCCCCCACUGGACAUUCAGGUCACAUGGAAGUUCUUCAUGAUCAAAUUUCCGCUGAAGAACUGACAUCAGCAUCAGGAUUCACCAGUGAAGAGACUGAAUCCCACUCUAGUUCUGCUGCAGGGAUAAAGGCGGCAAAAGAUGAGACCAGCCGGAGUCAGAGUCCCACUGCCUGCCUCAGAGGACAGCACAAAUGUAACUGGUGUUCCAGAGAGGAAGAGGUCUCAGACCCAGUCUACAGGGGAGCAGCCACCCUCCAGCCCUCCUACAUGGGUCCUGAUGUUGGCUUACCUAGGACCCAUGAAGCUCAGCUCCAGCGUGAGGCUCUGCCCCUGAGAUCCAAUUAUUGGUGCCCCAAAGUUGCAGACUGGCCCAGUGGCCCUACUUCAGCCAGCAGCAGGAACAGAAAGCUGUCUGAAUGACUGGACUCCACUCUGGAAUGUGUGCAUUGUGCUCCUUGAUUUCCUGACAGCCAGAUCCAGCUUGACUCUUCAUAUCAGGCUUAUGAUUCCUGACCUCCAGUUUGUCUCCUGCUUCUGAUCUCUUGGUAUCCUGACCCAGCUGGCUCAUGUCACCUGUCUUGUGACUGUAGACUGUGGCUCUGACCACUAGGUCUGGCUGCCCACCACCCAGCUGUCACAGCUGGAUUCAACAGGAGCUGCAUGCACCUGCUCAACGCUCAAACACUGAGCCUGCUCCCCAGAAACAACCCCUCACUUGUUCAAUUUUACAAUUCCUUCACUCUCUCUGUUACAUCC
Molecule: messenger RNA, 2499 nt
Organism: Chrysemys picta bellii (western painted turtle)
Lineage: Eukaryota; Metazoa; Chordata; Testudines; Emydidae
Source: RefSeq, a predicted model, not a curated record